AAUUUAAAGUGAUGUUCAUGCUGAUUGUUCUUGUUAUUUUGAGAGAAGAAAAAGAGAAGAAUGUGUGGAUACGCAUUCCUCAUUUUCCUUUGGACAUCCAUCCUUCUCUCUUUACCCUGUGGUUAUAAUGGCGACAAGAUCCUGGUUUUCCCCAUUGAUGGCAGUCACUGGGUGAACAUGGAGGUGCUGGUGAAGAAGCUGCAGUCUCGUGGACACGAGCUGAGUGUGAUUCGCAUGGAGGACAGCUGGUUCAUCCAAGAGAAUUCACCUUCCUACACCUCCAUUACAGUGAAGCUUAAAAAGAAACAUAUAGGCCUGGACCUGUUUGAGACCGCAGUACAAAGGAUUCUUGAGGCCCGCAGGAAGGGCCCGAUGAUGGGAGCACUAGUCCAGAUGUCUGAAUUUAUUGGAAUCAUGAAUGUGGCUCACACCGCAACCUGUGCCAUGCUGAACGCCAUGCUGGAGAACAAAGCUCUGAUGAGACAAAUAAAGAUGGCGAACUAUGACUUAAUGCUCACUGACCCUGCCACGCCAGGUGGGAUCAUCCUGGCACAUUACCUCCACCUUCCAAUGGUCUAUAACGUCCGCUGGAUGAGUUUUGGAGAGGGACACUUCUCCAUCGCACCUUCUCCAAUCUCCUACGUGCCUGUACCCGGCUCAGGUCUAACGGACCGAAUGGGCCUGUUAGAAAGAUCCCGUAAUCUUCUGCAUUAUGGGUUGAACCUCAUUCAAGAGCGCUGGCUGGUGAUUCCCAUGUAUACCAGCUUGUUGCUCAACUACUUCCCUCCGGACGCCGACCUCCUCGCCAUGCAACUUUCAGCGGAGAUGUGGCUAGUGCGUGUUGACUUUGUGUUCGAGUUCCCACGACCCUCCAUGCCAAACCUCGUCUACAUUGGUGGCUUCCAGUGUCGUCCAGCCAAGCCUCUUCCUGCCCAGCUGGAGGAGUUCAUGCAGAGCUCAGGAGACCAUGGGGUGGUCGUGAUGUCUCUGGGAACGCUGAUCGCAGGAUUGCCCCGAGAGGUCAUGGAAGCCAUUGCCUCAGCUUUCGCCCACAUGCCACAGAAGGUGGUCUGGAGGUUUAUUGGCGAGAGACCUUCAUCAUUUGGCAAUAACACCCUUCUACUUCAAUGGAUACCUCAGAACGACUUGCUGGGUCAUCCGAAAACCCGUGCUUUCGUGGCUCAUGGUGGCACCAAUGGUUUAUAUGAAGCCAUCUAUCAUGGAGUACCAGUUCUGGGACUCCCUUUGCUAUUUGACCAGCUAGAUAACAUUGUACGUCUUCAGGCAAGAGGUGCGGCACGGAUGCUGGACGCAGCUACUUGUACAUCAGAAGAAUUCCUUGAGGCUUUGAGCGAAAUCUUAGAGAACCCAACAUAUCGUCAGAACAUGCAGAAGCUCUCUGGUUUACACCGAGACCGACCUCUGCAUCCUCUCGACAAAGCAGUGUACUGGAUCGAGUUUGCCCUGCGCAAUAAAGGUGCGCGCCAUCUGCAUGCUGAGGCCUACAACAUGUCCAUGUACUCCUACUACUGCCUAGAUGUGGCUGCAGUGGUUCUCCUCAUGCUUCUGGUAACUCUGGGAGGUGUCUAUACAAUAUGGAUACGAAGAUGGAAAAGAGAGACAAAAAAGGCUGUUAGAGAUGGCAGCAAGAAAGCUGUAAAGGAUAGCAGUAAGAGGCUGAAAGAGAGCAUUAAUGCUCUGAAAAACAGCAAUAAUAUUUCUAUUCCAAAACUAAGAGCAAGCAAAACAAGAUUUUAGUACAAAU
This is a messenger RNA of Rhinichthys klamathensis goyatoka, 1765 nucleotides long. RefSeq names its product UDP glucuronosyltransferase 5 family, polypeptide G2 (gene ugt5g2). Lineage: Eukaryota; Metazoa; Chordata; Actinopteri; Cypriniformes; Leuciscidae. The transcript has 2 exons. The record is from RefSeq and is a predicted model, not a curated record. The coding region runs from base 61 to 1758 and encodes 565 amino acids. Gene Ontology annotation, molecular function: UDP-glycosyltransferase activity.